CCCCACCACAAAACAAGAAUCUGAGUUAGAGUUACAUGUUAACACCGGCGGAGGUGGAGGUAAGGAACGAAAGUGGCAAAUCGGCAAAAAAGUCAACCAUUUUCUCAGAAACUCCUCUUGUGGUCGGUCGCCGCUUGUCAAAGCCAGCAGAUCUAUAUCAACAAAAGAAAUGGCCUGCGUUGAAGAAACUCAAGCACCAUUGGGCAGCAAUGAACUGCCUCCUGAAAUCACUUUGAUCCCACUCGGCUCGGACGAAAAAUCCGCUGCUGAGAUGGCUGCAUUGAACGAGAAUACGCCUGAAUCUGGAGUUCCCCGCAAUGUGUCUCCUACAUCUGCCCAGGUCAUGAAGAGCGUCUUCUUCAAAGAGAUGGUCGUGAAGACCAAAGUCUGUGAGGAAACAUCCUCCAUUGAAGGAUCUGAUGAGGAUUCUGGCGAGGAGUCCCCUUGCAGCUGCGAUAACGGAGAUGACAGUGAUGGCGAGGAGUUGCGCCAGUGCGCCAAGGAAUGCGUUCACUCAACCACUGAAAAUGCUGAACAGGACCAGAAUGAAGACAAGGAGGAUGUACUGGAUGCUAUUGUGAAGAAACUCUUCAACAAAAAGCAAGAUCAGGCGGAGGCAGUUGAUGGUGAAGAAACCAACAGCGUUUCUUCAGAAAUCGAGUUAAACUACAAGGGUGAAGAGACUGAUAACAGUCAGGAUCCGACUGUUGACAUUGUUGCUCAAAUCGCAGCAAAUGAUUUUCAGGCCAGCCAAGUGGAAGUUGCUCAAAGCCAAGCCAACGCUCAAGAGGAGCAGGAAGCAGCCGAAGCUGUGCUCCCCGAGACUGACCAGCAAACUCAGGCUGCCACCAAUCAGUUGAUGGUCUAUUUGCUGGAAGAGGGACAGAACAAAGAAAAUGGAACCCCAGCUGUUACCGAAACAAUGGAGCUUACAGUCCCCACUGGCAUGGGCGAAGUGGAAGAAGCAGCCCAGGGAACCCAAGAAGCUCUUGCGCGUCCUUUGACCAUGGAAGAAAAGCAGAUGCUCAUUCUUCACAAGUACACGCCUGGAUUGGAUGCUGUCUUGAAGGAUGAUCGCUGGCUUACAAACAACCCUGAAGGGUACAGCUUGAGGGAGGCUCUUGCCAAUGCUGGUUUUUGUGCCACAGAGCUGAUUAUGCAAGCCUUGCAGGUGAAUCCCUGCUUGUACCAUCUGAAGAAAGAAGAUGACUGGUUUGGAAGGAACAUGCUUGGAAAGAAAGGUGUCAACGCUGUGCUUGCUAGGAUUGGAGUCGUGGAAGGCCACUCAACUGAAUACGGACCCGCCUACAAACACGUUCAGAGGUUCUCUGGCACAUACAUCUUUGUGCGCCACUCCCUUGAUCAUGGAGAUUUUCCUGGAUAUCUGAACAAGCUUAAGGAAAAGGCAGAGAUGCUCAGGGGCGAAUUUCCUCACUUGAGCAACCCUGAGCGCUCCAGAACUCCCAGGUGCACCCCUAUAAUCCAAGAGCCUGAAAUCAUCUUCCAGUAUGUGCACCCUGCGUUGGAUGAGAUGGUGGCAAUUGCUAGAAAAGGAAAACCCAGCCCUCUGUCCCCAAGAGUGGCUAACAGCAACACCCAGCAGCAGGUUCCCAAGAAGAGGUGCCUGCAGUUCAAGGAGAACCAAGAGCAAGAAUCUCCUACCAAACGUCCACGUGUUGCUGGCAAUGCUGAUGGCCAGGUGAACAAAAUCCAUUAUUUCACCUUCCCAAGGUUGUAAGCAGUAUUCAUUUCUACGUGGUCUUGAUUAUGUUUUUGUAAUCUAAAGCAGAUCUGCAUACCAGUUUUUUUGUAUGGGAAAAAUGAUUCAAAAUUUAAUUUUCCUUGUCACUAACAAAUCCUUUAACUCGAGUUGAAACAAGAAAUAACCAAACCUCAGUUGCAGUGGCACAGUUAAUGGCCUUAGUUAAUUUUUAUAUUGUUGCAAUACCAGCUAUUGUAACUUAUGUAUGCAAAAUAUUUUGUCCUUUGAAAUAAAGUUAUUAAAAACAA
Messenger RNA from Cloeon dipterum, 2010 nucleotides. RefSeq lists its product as uncharacterized. The transcript is spliced from 8 exons. The record is from RefSeq and is a predicted model, not a curated record. NCBI's taxonomy places the organism in Eukaryota, Metazoa, Arthropoda, Insecta, Ephemeroptera, Baetidae. The coding region runs from base 170 to 1738 and encodes 522 amino acids.